Penicillium cosmopolitanum is the source of this 450-nucleotide messenger RNA. RefSeq lists its product as uncharacterized. The record is from RefSeq and is a predicted model, not a curated record. The transcript has a single exon. NCBI's taxonomy places the organism in Eukaryota, Fungi, Ascomycota, Eurotiomycetes, Eurotiales, Aspergillaceae. Bases 1 to 450 code for a protein of 149 amino acids.
AUGAUCGGCCAGGUCGCCGGUAUGACAUGUAAUAUUUUCUACGACGGCUCAUUGCGUAGCAAAUCCAAUCUGAGUGAUCGGCAAGCAGCCAAGAAGUUGUAUCAGCUGGUCAACAAGGGACUCUUCCAAACGAAGGACUCGGAGGCUAUCGUUUUCAUCAACACCGAGGGAUCGAUGCCGGAUGAGGAGAACCACUCUUGGCGAAACAGUCUGUUCAUGGAAAUCGGGAUCAGCUUGUGCCAUCCCCUACUGUUGAACAAAGCUGCCAAGCCGUCUCAGGUCGCAAUCAUCGUUCCGUACGAGUAUCCGCGAUACCACCGAAAGAGGAUUUACUCUGAAAAUGACUGUUCUUGUGCAAAAUGGAUCCCUACGGCCCUGAUGCCUUCAACCUCGACAUGCGCCGGCACUCAGGUCUUUAACGCUUUUCAACGGACUGUGGACGUGGUAUAG